UUACGUGAACGAAUCACCAAAAAAUUGGCCUCCUAGUGUUCGGCAAAAGGCGUUAAUGCGAUUAUGCGACACGCAAAAGAGUGUCAACGGUUCCAAGAUUUAUUACAUAUGCUGCGAGCGAGAGGAGAUCACGUGCGGUGUAUCAAGAGUACAGUUGAUCGCUUACGGACAGGAGACCAAGCCUUAUGGAUUUCCCUGGAUGGCGCUGCUGGAAUCAACUAUCCAUGAGGAGCUUCCUUGUGGGGGGAGCCUCAUUAGUGACCGCCACGUACUUACUGCCGCACACUGUGUAAAAGGGCGUACAAUUUUAAGCAUACGCCUUGGAGUGCACGACCUAAAUCGUGAUCAAUACUGUGAUGAACAGCGCAUUCGUUUUAAAGACAGCAACGAAGAUGAAGACGAGUAUUUAUCUAACUGUGGACCACCGGCUCAGCGGAUUCCCGUUCAAACCAUUUCCACGCACCCCAAGUACAGUCCGCGAUCGAAACGCAACGAUUUGGCAAUAUUGCGACUCCGGUAUCCUGCGGUCAUCGGUUACAGCAUUAUACCGAUCUGUUUACCAAUAACGGACGAACUGAGAAUGUAUCUACCGACGGAUUCGUUUGUUACCGGCUGGGGCAUGACAGAGCAAGGGCACAGGUCAUCGAUUUUGCGUUAUGCUGUUUUACCAACAGUACCCGCCGCCGAAUGUGGAAUGCUAAUCAAAGAACUCGAUCGAAUGAUUGUUCUUGAUAAGGGACACCUUUGCGCCGGUGGUAAUAACAAAACGGCACACUGCAAUGGAGAUUCUGGCGGUCCUUUACAGUACAUAUCGGACUCUAAUCGUUUCGUUCUGCAAGGUGUCGUAUCAUUCGGCGUGAAAACAUGCGGUACCAAAGUGGCACCGGGUGUAUUCGCGAACGUGAGUAAUUAUAUUGAUUGGAUUAUUGCAGAAGGCAAGGUACUUCCCUAGCAGACGCAUAAUAUAA
Molecule: messenger RNA, 968 nt
Organism: Anopheles darlingi
Lineage: Eukaryota; Metazoa; Arthropoda; Insecta; Diptera; Culicidae
Product: serine protease grass-like
Exons: 4
Coding region: 56-952 (298 amino acids)
Biological process (GO): proteolysis
Molecular function (GO): serine-type endopeptidase activity
Source: RefSeq, a predicted model, not a curated record